Messenger RNA from Pezoporus flaviventris, 1510 nucleotides. RefSeq names its product tektin 4 (gene TEKT4). The record is from RefSeq and is a predicted model, not a curated record. Gene Ontology annotation, cellular component: sperm flagellum; microtubule cytoskeleton; nucleus. Gene Ontology annotation, biological process: cilium movement involved in cell motility; cilium assembly. NCBI's taxonomy places the organism in Eukaryota, Metazoa, Chordata, Aves, Psittaciformes, Psittacidae. Bases 24 to 1364 code for a protein of 446 amino acids. The transcript is spliced from 6 exons.
GCCCUGCGGGAGGCGGCGGUCCCAUGGCGCAGGCCGAGGCGCUGCUGGCCGAGGAGCCGGCGCCGCAGGCUGUGCCCGCCGCCGAGCUACCCAGGAAGGUGUGUGAGGUGGCGCUGAACACGGGGCCCCACUCCUCCAGCCGCCUGACCGCGUCCGGUUUCCGUACUGCCAAGUACCUGACCCACGAGUGGCACCAGCGCCACUCUGAUCUGUACAGCGAGGCCUUCACCGGCUGCGAGCGGGGCGAGCGCAACCGGGCCGAGUCCAAGGAGCUGUGUGCCCGUGCCGCUGCCACUGCUCAGCGCGGCCAGCAGAACUCCACAGCCGCCCUGGGCCAGCGCCUGCAGGACGUACACUUCUGGAAGUCUGAGCUGCAGAGGCAGAUUGAGGACCUGGGUGCCGAGACAGGCCUCCUGGCAGCCCAGAAGCUGCGGCUGGAAAGGGCGCUCGAUGCCACCGCGGUGCCCUAUGCCAUUGCCACUGAUAACCUGCGGUGUCGGGAGAGGAGGCAACCCCCGGACCUGGUCAGUGAUGAGGUGGAACAAGAGCUGCUGAAGGAAGCUGAGCUUAUCAGAAGUAUUCAGGAGCUUUUGAAAACAACUUUGUCGCAAGCUGCUAACCAGAUGCGGCUAAAUCGGGAUCAUAAAGAGAUCUGUGAAAUGGACUUGUCAGACAAAGUUGAGACGUACAACAUUGAUGAUAAAUGUGGCAGAUACAGUAACGAGAGCACCAGCAUCCAGUUCCAUCCUAGUUCAGUGAAGUAUGAGGAAAGUGCUUCAACACCAGAGACAUGGCCCAAGUUCACCCAUGACAACAUCUAUAGGGCAGAACGAGAAAAAAUGGCUUCCAUCAGUCUCCGUGCCUUGAUUGACAGCAUCCUUCAUGAUGUAUUUGAGGACCUGAGGAGACAAUGUGCUGCUGUGAAUGAGGCUUUUGUCAGGCGCUGUGAGGAGCUGGACAAUGCAAAACACAACCUCGAGCAUCAUUUGAAGAACGUGCUUAGGGAGAUUGGGAAUCAAGAAGCGAACAUUGCUGCUCUCAAAAAAGCCAUCAAAGACAAAGAAGCCCCAGUGAAAGUUGCUCAAACAAGGCUGUAUGACAGGUCUUUUAGGCCCAACAUAGAGCUCUGCAGAGACGAAGCACAAUUCAGGUUGAUCAGUGAAGUUGAAGAACUAACGGAGACCAUUGAAUCCCUGAAGCAAAAACUACUGGAAUCUGAACAGUCUCUGAAAAACCUGGAAGACACAAGGAUGGAUUUAGAAAAAGAAAUAGCUGUGAAAAGAAACAGUAUUUUUAUUGACAGGCAGAAGUGCAUGGCCCACCGCAUGCACUACCCUGUUGUUCUUAAAUUAGCAGGUUACUAGGGGUAGUGGCUGUACUAACUAUGCAAAGUCUGGAAGAAAAAUGGAGUCUAGAAUCUUUCAUAUAAAAUAUAUGGAUAAUAUUAUACACAAAAGUACUGUAUUCACUGUAUUUGCUUCUAUUUGGAUUAAAAUGCAUUGGUAUAUUA